This is a messenger RNA of Fusarium graminearum PH-1, 3469 nucleotides long. RefSeq lists its product as uncharacterized. The transcript has 3 exons. The coding region runs from base 160 to 1965 and encodes 601 amino acids. Gene Ontology annotation, molecular function: microtubule binding; actin binding. Lineage: Eukaryota; Fungi; Ascomycota; Sordariomycetes; Hypocreales; Nectriaceae. Gene Ontology annotation, biological process: actin filament polymerization. Gene Ontology annotation, cellular component: actin filament; cytoplasm. The record is from RefSeq and is a predicted model, not a curated record.
GCAUCUCUCUUUCUCUUGUUUUUCGUAUUCCCCUGCCUUAACCCUCUUUAUUAGUUAGUAGAGAGCCCGGCUGCCUGGUACUCCUGGUCCCAAUUUGACGUCACAUUACCGUCUCACAACACCAACAAGCACAUCUAUCUUGUCGAUAAUAACCUCGCGAUGCGUGGCCUCACUCAGGCUGCCGCCGCGGUGCUAACACCUGUGUUGGUGUUGGCUCAUGGACCUCAUCACCCCCCGCCUCCACCGCCUCCUCCCCCUCCUAUGGGAUUCCUACCUUCCGCUCUUGACGUGACGCCUUCAGCUUUUGUCACACUCAAUGUCCCCUGGAGCGACACUGAAGCGUAUCCUUUGACACUACGAUUUGAUGUAGAGGAAUCAGAGGAAGUCUGUGGCCCUGCCAGCAUCAAGCUCAAUGGCGAACCCCUUAACCAAGACGCCAAGGGCCACGGCGUUGGAUCAUUCCUUGUCAACAACGAGACCAUCAUCUCAGCUGAGUGGGCUUUUGAGUGCAUCGGCCCCAAGGAGUUCCCCUUCGGCCAGUCAAUGCGCUUCAACGUAAAGGCCCUCGACGAUAUGGCCGUCAACGAUGAGUCUUCCUUCUGGAUGACCUUUAAGCAAACCGCCCCUGUCCGAAUCUCCGAUGUUGGAAACGCUGCCUACGUAUGGAGUCUGUCCGUCCCCUUCAGCAAGGAGAACAACACAUCAACAGGCGACAAGUCCACUGCCGACCACCCACCCCCUAUCUGGGAGAGCACCCACCGCGACUUCCAGGACCCUGAAGAGGAGCUUCAAGUUGAGUUGAUGGAAUUGGAGGCUCUUCACAAGCAGAUUCUUCAACUUGAGCAGCUUGUUGAGGAGAGGGAGGCGUCCGUUGCUAAGAAGCUGGGCAAGAAGUAUCCUCCUCCUCCUCCCUCGACUUACAAGAAGAUCAAGGAUUGCGAUGGAGUCCAGUGCGUUUUGCAUACUGUCAAGGAUGGUGUCCGACACACUGCUCAUAGGUUCUACGAUCACGUCUUUGGGCAUCCUCCCCCACCACCUCACCAUGGACCUCCUCACGGUCCUCAUCACGGAAAUGGCACUCACCCUCAUCCUCCUCACCACGGACCUCCCCAUCAUGGACCUCCCCCACCUCCUCCCCCUCACCAUGGCCAUCCUUUCCCCUUCCCUGGAGGUCACCCUCCCCCUCCUCACUGUCCUCCCUGCGCUUGUGAUCCUCACCAUGGCAACCCCCCGCCACCACCUCCACCUCCUCAUCAUCACGAAGAUGGACCUCACGGGCCUCACCACGGCGGACCUCACCAUCCUGAGGGCUUCCGCGCUGAGGGGCAUGAGGGUCACCCACCACCACCUCCUCCUCACCAUCCCAUCAUUGUGAUUCUCGGCGUCCUCGCCAUCGCACUCGCUCUUUUCAGUGGCAUUGCCAUUGCCUACAUCCACCGCCGCAUUGCUCGUCUGAGCCCCGAGUCUCGACGUGCCAUCCGCCGCGCAUUCCGCCAAUCUCCCGAAGAGCGCCGCAAGGGUUCCGCUUUGAAGGCUGCUUACCGUGCUUUCGUUUCUCGAUGCGUUGAGAACGACGAAGAUGAGAAGGAGGCCAUGCUCCACGGUGAGCGCCGCCGAAGAUCUUCUUCCGCAAGCAGCGUGACCAUGGAAGAGGAGAUUGCUUCUUUCCGUGAGGCUGCUAACAUGGUCGAUGGUAUUGUUGCUGCCGAGGAAGGCCACAGCGCCCAUGCUCGCUCAUACAGCUACAUCUCUGGCUCUUCUGGUUCUUCUCAUCCAACACACCACUCUGCCCCUGCGGCAUACCGUAACUUUCCCGAUGACGAGAGCCUCCCCGCCUACGACGACGAUGAGCGCGACUCGUCGGUUGUUUCAGACGGAUGCCGAUACACACCCGGUAGCUCUGACUACACCCCUUCCGCCACUGGAUCUAACGCCAGCGACGUUCUGGGCGACACCAAGAACUAAAACGAAACUCUAUGAUUUUUGAGCACGAUCUUUCUUUUGCAUACAACCAUGAUACACCACAUUUCCUUAUUUGUUAAGAUUAUUAUUUUUUAUUUUUUUGCAUGGUAUGACUGGGAUAUUGGAUAUUGGGGAGUUCCACUAUACUAUAGACUGUGAUUCCACAGCACCUCAAUAGCCAUCUAAUAUCACAUCUUGAAUUGUACAAAUGUCUAUAAUGCUAUGGUGAUAUGUGUACACUCGUUUUAUCUACUCUCGUCGUCCAAAGAUGAACUCCUCGUAAUUCAUGGCUAUCUUCUUGACACCUUCCUCGAGCUCCCAACCUUUAACUUCGCAAACAUGUCGGUACAUGUCUUCUAGUGCCUUUUCCAUGUGCUCACCUACUAUGUGAAGAUCGCUUUCUAUAAGCACGCUGUCAUCGGGCAGAGCGCGGAGCACCUCGUCAGUCUUGGUGCAACUGGCAUCCGUGCUAAGGUUGACAGCCACCGACAGUGAGACAAAAAUGCGAGCUGGGAUUGUUGGGCUGAGGUACUGCUUCAACACUUCAACACUAGCACUGAAUGAGUGCAGACAUAUCCGUGGAGGAUAUGGCUUCUCGCUGUCAUCGUCAUCUUCCUCAUCCGAAAAGUCCUCAGCCCCCUUGGCAACAAGACGCCGUUUUCGACGUGUUAUCACUUCGCGCUCAUGACCCUUCCAUGUGUCGACAAGAGUGUCAUGGAGCACUCCAUGAGCUUGCACACCGUGUACGCUAACAGCUCGGCGAGUCUUGCCAGCAAGACGGAGCUGUGCAGCGAGAAUGGCACGCUGAUGCUCUAUUCUUACCCGAUGAGGACUGAGAUGCCGACCUUCGCGACCUCCAGGAGUCAAAGUCGAAUCUCGUUCAGCUUGCUCAGAGGGGUUCCAUGGUUCAGGAAGACGGAAGGCCUUGUCAACGCCAAUUUCGCCGACCAAGGCAUAGGGAUUGGCAGAUAGACGGGAUUCAGUUUCCUCUAGAAACGUGCUUACAGCGAUUGGGGUUGGCAGAGAGGCGACAAAGUCCGAUGAAGGUUCCGGCUGGAGAACGGCGUUGUAGUGGGCCUGCUUGGCAGCGUUGUCGGUCUCGGAGCCGGAGGUGGGCCGAUAUGUCGGAGCAUCGGCCGAGUCGUCAUAGAGGAGAUGUGAAAACCAGGGGUGCCAGCCAAAAGAUGGAACUACCCAAGUAUUGCUUUGGCCGGAGUUGCCUUGGAAGAGCAGCUUGGGGUUAUCGUUGGAGUGCUUGUUGGCCACUUCUGCGACAAGAUCCUGGUCCUGUGCCCGGGUUGCCAUAAUAGCCAAUGCAGCCGCGCGCAUUGAGGGGAUAUCCUGUAUGGAAUCCAUGGUAUCCGUUGGAUGGCAGUGAGCGUCGCAUAUUGGCAGAUGCCAGGGGAACGGGGAUUCGUCGCCUACAUCUACUACAGGCACUGGUUGCUCAUCGUAAUUGUGGGUGUAUUGACACAUGUUGACGAUUGAUCGAAUCAGGGGAUGAGUC